Messenger RNA from Hyalella azteca, 1777 nucleotides. RefSeq lists its product as uncharacterized. The transcript has 4 exons. NCBI's taxonomy places the organism in Eukaryota, Metazoa, Arthropoda, Malacostraca, Amphipoda, Hyalellidae. The coding region runs from base 240 to 773 and encodes 177 amino acids. The record is from RefSeq and is a predicted model, not a curated record.
ACUUGCAUAGAUAAUUGAUACAAUGUUUCUACAGGUGAACAUCGUGAUAUCUAAGGUGAACAUCGUAACUAACAAUAAAAUUUAAUAUUUUUAUCGUUUUAAAAUAGGUUAUAAGACCAUUGAAGAGCAGAAAACAAACACACACCUACCUGACAUAAGAAUUGUCAUUUUGUUACCCGUUUUCCCCUCGAGAAUGCGAUAAGAGAUUACGUAAUUAUAUAGACUGCGUUUUUUCUACAAUGGGUCGUGUGUGUGUCGUAAUCGUGAUCGUGAUCGUCGUGGUUGCCUGCGUCAUCGGCGGGGCAGUGGGCAUCUUUGCGGCCCUCAGGGACAAAAUUUGGCCAUACCCACUACACGCGAACUGCCAGGUGGACUGGACGUUCGGGAAGCCGUGUUCUGAGGUGGAGACGCUGCUGGUGCAGCAGCUGCAGCAGUGGAGUGAAGAGGUCUGCGACGCGCCCAAAGAUCACUGCGGCUACAACUUUCUGGGCGUGCGGGACGGGCUCAUCAGCGGCGCGCACUUCACCCCGAGCCCGCGCUUCCGGGACACCAUAAGCUUCAACCUUACGACCUCGGCUGAUGGCUGUAAUGUCAGGGGUAAGAGCAGGUCGGACGUGUGGUACGCCAUUAACGACUUCGGCGUCAACUACUGCAACAUCAAAGACCUGGUAGUGGGCGCUCGACUUGCUUCCAACGACCCCAAGCACACAGAAAAAUCCCAACCAAAUAUUUGCACGCAAUACCCAAACUCGAACUGCACCUGGUAUAACUGAGCAUUUUAUACACGAUUAGAAGGCUUUCCUGUCAUCCCCAUGAAAUGAAGACCACAAGAAUUUUCAAUAAAGGUGACUUAUUCUCCAUUACCAGACAAUAAAAAGUGUAUAACAGCGUAAAAAAUAUAUAGUCGUGUUUCUGUUAGCAUGCAUAUAUAAAAUUAUUUCAGAUUAUUCAUAAUUCUAACUGAAGUAAGUCAACACAAAAUUGAAUAAGUAUCUACGGUACAUUUUACCGGUAAGGUAAAGAGUAGCAAAAACUAGUCUUCUCUUGUAAAAGCAUGAAUGGUUGUGUACCCGUAACUUAUAAAAUGGCUAUAUGUUGUGUAACGCAGAUUGGAAUGCGAAAAAUUAACUUGAAUGUGAUCCAAAGAUUUGGAGUACGAUUUACUUUAACCCAUCAAUAGUAACAGGAUUCUGGAAAUACUUAGACUUCUAAAGUACUAAACUGACUUAGAAAGUAAGAUUUUCAUGUGCCACCGCAACUACAAGGCGCCGAAUGUCGUAAACAGUCGUCAUGUGCUGCCAAUGAGGCCGAGCGACCUGAAGGAAGCGAAGCUCAUAUGCAUCUUGAGGAUCAGUGACACACUUCAUGAGGCAUUCUUAAAUAUCAGUGUCACUAAACUCGCCACAGCACUCUUGUAGCAGGAACGAUUAACUUUAAUGGAAACGAUUAAUUUUACUGAAAGAAGUGAGCCACAACAUUCAUGCGGAGAUCAAAACAACUAAUAAAUACCAUGUUUUAAUGGAACACUACAAAUCGCAGUUCAGACCUGUAUUUUACAGUUUUGGACAAGUGACGAGUUAAGAGCAGUGUCUUCUGCGUGGCGACUCGUGUGUCACUGACGUUUGAAGGCAUCGGAGUAAUUUGACGUACCCAUGUCUAAAAAAACUCCUUACGCUCAUUCGAAGUAAAUCACAAUACUUUUUUAAAAUUUGCUGUUAUUUUUUCGGAUGAUCCAAAUUUCCAUGUACCUACAAUGAAAUAAAUAUUUUCUCCCUCA